AUGGCUGAUGUAGCGUAUACCCUGGCUGCAAGGCGGAGUCGUCUUCGGACGCCUCCUUCGGUCGAGGAGGCAACGGAGCAGAUCGUCCAGUGGGUUACGGCCAAGGUGGGCCAUAUCUUGGGCCUGUCGGCCGCGGAUAUCGACCCUGGGGACCCUGUGCACACCUACAGCAUCGAUUCCCUUGUUAUGGUGGAUCUGAAGGACUGGUUCAACCGCGAGAUCGGGGCGAGUAUCACCGUGUUUGAUCUGAUGGGGAACACCCCGCUGCGGCGACUUGGGGAGAUGGCGGCCGAGAAGAGUCGUUACUGGGUUUAG
Aspergillus japonicus CBS 114.51 is the source of this 315-nucleotide messenger RNA. Its product is annotated as acyl carrier protein. NCBI's taxonomy places the organism in Eukaryota, Fungi, Ascomycota, Eurotiomycetes, Eurotiales, Aspergillaceae. The record is from RefSeq and is a predicted model, not a curated record. The transcript has a single exon. The coding region runs from base 1 to 315 and encodes 104 amino acids. Gene Ontology annotation, molecular function: phosphopantetheine binding.